Messenger RNA from Heterocephalus glaber (naked mole-rat), 4971 nucleotides. It is a transcript of the gene Ahcyl2, whose product is annotated as adenosylhomocysteinase like 2. Lineage: Eukaryota; Metazoa; Chordata; Mammalia; Rodentia; Bathyergidae. The record is from RefSeq and is a predicted model, not a curated record. Gene Ontology annotation, cellular component: cytosol. Gene Ontology annotation, biological process: L-methionine cycle.
GAGGGAAGGGGAAGGGAGGCGGGAGGCGGGGCCGAGCCGGAGCCAGAGCUAGGGUCCGAGCCGGCGGUUUCAGUGGAGGCGGUGAUGUCGGUGCAGGUUGUGUCGGCUGCGGCUGCCGCCAAGGUGCCUGAGGUGGAGUUGAAGGACCUGAGCCCCUCCGAGGCGGAGCCGCAGGUGGGACUCAGCACGGCAGCUGUGGGCGCCAUGGCCCCCCCAGCCGGCGGCGGGGACCCAGAGGCUCCAGCUCCGGCCGCCGAGCGGCCCCCGGUCCCCGGCCCGGGCUCGGGCCCCGCCGCGGCUCUCAGCCCUGCCGCCGGCAAGGUGCCGCAGGCGUCGGCCAUGAAGCGGAGCGACCCACAUCACCAACACCAGCGGCACCGCGACGGCGGCGAGGCCCUGGUCAGCCCCGACGGCACCGUCACCGAGGCGCCUCGCACAGUCAAGAAGCAGAUCCAGUUUGCUGACCAGAAGCAAGAAUUCAAUAAACGUCCCACCAAAAUUGGACGUCGCUCUCUGUCUCGUUCCAUUUCCCAGUCAUCUACUGACAGCUACAGCUCAGCGGCUUCAUAUACAGAUAGCUCUGAUGAUGAGACAUCCCCCAGGGACAAGCAGCAGAAGAACUCAAAGGGAAGCAGUGACUUCUGUGUCAAGAACAUCAAGCAGGCGGAGUUUGGACGGAGAGAAAUUGAAAUUGCCGAACAAGAAAUGCCUGCACUGAUGGCUUUGAGGAAGAGAGCUCAAGGAGAAAAGCCUUUGGCUGGAGCCAAAAUUGUGGGUUGUACACACAUUACUGCUCAGACUGCUGUGCUUAUGGAAACUCUGGGUGCUCUGGGGGCACAGUGCCGAUGGGCUGCCUGCAAUAUCUACUCCACUCUCAAUGAAGUAGCUGCUGCUCUAGCAGAAAGUGGAUUUCCUGUCUUUGCCUGGAAAGGAGAGUCAGAAGACGACUUUUGGUGGUGCAUUGAUAGAUGUGUGAAUGUGGAGGGCUGGCAGCCAAACAUGAUCUUGGAUGAUGGAGGGGAUCUUACUCACUGGAUUUAUAAAAAGUAUCCCAACAUGUUUAAGAAAAUCAAAGGCAUAGUCGAGGAGAGUGUCACUGGAGUCCACCGGCUGUACCAACUGUCCAAAGCUGGGAAGCUCUGUGUUCCAGCCAUGAAUGUAAAUGACUCAGUCACCAAACAGAAAUUUGACAACCUCUACUGUUGCCGUGAAUCAAUUCUUGAUGGACUUAAAAGGACAACAGACAUGAUGUUUGGUGGAAAGCAAGUGGUGGUCUGUGGCUAUGGAGAGGUGGGGAAAGGGUGCUGUGCUGCUCUGAAAGCCAUGGGCUCCAUUGUGUAUGUAACUGAAAUUGACCCCAUCUGUGCCCUGCAAGCCUGUAUGGAUGGAUUUCGACUGGUGAAAUUAAAUGAGGUCAUCCGACAAGUGGACAUUGUUAUUACUUGUACAGGUAACAAGAACGUGGUAACCAGAGAGCAUUUGGACCGUAUGAAGAAUGGCUGCAUUGUAUGCAACAUGGGGCAUUCCAACACAGAGAUUGAUGUGGCGAGUCUGCGGACACCAGAGCUAACCUGGGAGCGAGUGAGAUCUCAAGUUGACCAUGUGAUAUGGCCUGAUGGCAAGAGGAUAGUCUUACUGGCUGAGGGCCGUUUGCUGAACCUAAGCUGCUCCACAGUGCCUACAUUUGUGCUCUCAAUCACCGCAACUACUCAGGCUCUCGCCUUGAUAGAGCUUUAUAAUGCUCCUGAGGGUCGCUAUAAGCAGGAUGUCUACUUGUUACCCAAGAAAAUGGAUGAGUAUGUGGCGAGUCUACACCUGCCCACCUUCGAUGCCCACCUGACAGAGCUGACAGAUGAACAGGCCAAGUAUCUGGGACUCAACAAGAAUGGGCCCUUCAAGCCUAAUUACUACAGGUAUUAAGUUCCUGUAACUCAAGCCAGAAGUUUUAAGGAGUAGAACUCCAAGCCUUUUCUCCACUACUAUCCAAGAAAGAACCCAGCAAGAACGCUUCUCUGAUCAGAGCUGCUCACCGUGCUCACCCUGUGUGUUAGGUUAUUUAUUUAUUAAAAUCUAGAUUCCUAUGCCUGUAGCCUUGGCCCAGAGUGUGGUUACUGUUCCAAGGGCCAUGAGAGCCACAGAGGACAGACUGAGGAAGGAAAAAAUGGAGUAACCUUUCCUACUACGUCAUUCACUUCACAGACACACUCAUCCAUUGAAUCCUCAGCAGUGGCCGUUUUCUCUUGUCCAGGCUCAGGAGUCAGCCCAGGGAUUUCAGGCUCCUUCUCUGGGCUUUUCUGGAAUAAAUGUUCAGCAGCUGCCUUUCUCAGCUUUCGCCCUUCCCCAUAUGAGGCCUUUUGGAAGCCACCAAAUUAACAUGACCUGGGUUCCCAGCCUUGACCAUCACUAUCACUGCCUUCUUUAUUUAAAAAGGCUGGUAAGGAAGGAGUGUUAAGACCUUGGCAAGUUGCACCAAAAGCUCACCUGAGCCUAUGCCUGUGCCUACUUAGGUCUCCUCCUUCACCUAGGACUCCUCCUUCUCCUUGAAUAUUUAUGUCCCAUUUUAAUGCUUUCUGGUUCCAAGAGGGAUGUGCCUCUGUGAUUUCCUCAACAGCUCUGGUGUUUCGGCCUCUUUCUAACUCCACCAAACUCUGCUCAGGAAGUGGGAGCCAGCUCUACUUCUCGUAGUUUUGCUUCUUUGUCAUUUCACUGGAAUUUCCCAGGAAGUCCCCUCCAGGUUGAUAACUCUCAGAAAAGGAGGGCUUGUUGGAGAACACUGCUUCCUGAAACUUCCUGUUAUUGCCUAAAACUAUUUCUGAAACUGAGUAGGGAAAGCCAUACUUUCUCAAAGAGUUGGAGGUUUAAGGGACAGGUCUUUCAGGCCUACAGCUUGACCCUCUAAAGAAGCAGAUAUGUUUAUUUGUUUCCUUGGAAAGACCUUGCAGCUUGACUGGCUGAGAGAUAAAGAGAUGACACUGUAGACUCCCCAGAUGAUCAAAGCUAGUUUGACUAGUUUGAACCUCAUCCAGUAUUCAUCCUUUUGGCCAUUGUCAGUGAUGAAACUAAGAUCUGCAAACUGAUCUGUCUUCUCUGCUGUUAUCUCUUUAUGAUCUGACCUCUUCCAUUUAAGGAUUCAGUUUCAGAGAGAGUUUCUUGAGUAAUUCCAGCAUUAUAAAAAAAAUUUAAUAAUAUGAGCAGCAUGAGAUUUUAUAUCCUAUCUAAGAGUUGAAUCUGUUUCGGAGACUCAUUUGCUGGUUUAAAGGUUUCUGGGGCACCAGAACGUCUGGAGUGACCAUAGGAAUCUUGAAAUGAGUCUCUUUUUCCCUAGCCAACUCUGUUUAAUACUCUCAUGUUUGACUUUUUUUUUUCCUUAUCUGUGUCAAAGUCUCAGGACUAAGAUGAUUCAAGGAAACACCAGACCACCCAGAAUCACUAUAAGCUUCCUAUGCUGAUCAUUCUCCCCCACCUCUGUCCUCACCAACUUCCUCUGGUCUUAACAUUCACCCUUGGAGCUAGUCUGGAAGUGCCCUUACUUUUGGAGAUAGAGAGGUGGAACUUGAGUAAAUGGCUAAUUGCCUCAUGAAAUAGUAUACGGGCUCAGCCCGUAGAGUUUGGUUCUUCAGAAGUCUCAGCAGUAGCACAUACUUGGCUAUAUUCUUUUUGAUAAGGAAGACCAUAAAUGCUGAAAAUUCUACUAGGCUACUCAAUUCUAUUGCCUGCCCAGUUCUGAUUUUUAUAUUAAUUAGUUGAAUCUCUUCAGCAAAAGAUUCAGAUCUCUGUACCACAUCUCAUGUUCAGAGCUGAUUCCAUUAGGCGGGUAUCUGGACUCUAGCCUAUUAAGUUCUUAGAACAAAAAUCGUAAUUUACUGUUUCUCAGCAAAGCCUUGCUCUCUACAGAGCUUACUAUGUGCUAGUACUUACAGAGUACUAUUGUGAAGAGACCCACUUCAAAUAGUGAAAGACCCACAAGGGCUUCUAAGUUAGCUUGCCAGUGUUGCUGCCCACGGUGAGGUAUUUGCCUCUGAGUUUCAGAUGAUCUCUCUCUCUCUCUCUCUCUCUCUCUCUCUCUCUCUCUCUUUCUCUCUCUCUCCCUCCCUGUGUCAUCAACCAUUAAGAAGGAAGAAGCCCAGGCCUUCUGUUCAGGUUAAUCUUAGUGUUGGAGUCUAAUUACUAUUCUCGCUACUUUUGAAAUCAGCAAAUAUGACUUCUUUCCUCCAGUCUCUCACCUUAGAUGCAUCCUAGCUAUCAGGAGGCAAAGGAAAGAAAGCUAAUUAUCCCUUUGUAUGUGACCCUGGCCUGUGGGGAUACAUACCAUUUUAUCUACAAUGAAUUUGUGCUGGUUUAAAGGUCUUUUUGCCUUCUUAAUGGAAAUACUGUUUCCUUUUUCUCAUUUAAAAAAAAAAUGCUUCUAGGCUGGGGAUUUAGCUCAGUGGUUCCACUGCCUGCCUUGCAAGCAAAAAGACCUGAGUUCAAUCCCCGAUACCAAAAAAAAAAAAAAUCCUUCUAGUCUACCUUCCCACUGCCCUUCUACCUCCCCAUCCUACCUCCAAUUUGAGCAUGGUUCCCCAUGGCCACACACUCCUGCAAAGCUUUUUUGCUGCUUGGCUUUUCUCUGAACAGAUCUAAAAUUGCUGCUCCUGUGGUUUUCUCAAAAUUAACUUUGUCAUGGUUCUAAAAAUAAAUAAAUAAAAAUGCAUUGUUGCAUUAAGCUUUUUUAAUAAUGGAAAAUUAUGGAAAGAAAAUAGGCAACACCAGCAAAUUAUACGUGGACAAGUCCUAAACUAUAUAUACAUAUAUACAAAUAUAUAUUAAACUAAUCAUCUAGUUCUCACUGUCAUCUUACUGAAAGAAAAAAAUCCUAAGACUCACCAUUUCUGAGAAGCUCUUGGAAAUCUUAUGUCUAAGUGAUUGUAUUAGAUCAGCAAUAAUGACUAUGUAAUCGCAAAAGACAAAUAAAAAUAUUCUUAAAAUGGA